This is a messenger RNA of Raphanus sativus (radish), 1421 nucleotides long. RefSeq lists its product as uncharacterized. Gene Ontology annotation, molecular function: transmembrane transporter activity. Lineage: Eukaryota; Viridiplantae; Streptophyta; Magnoliopsida; Brassicales; Brassicaceae. The record is from RefSeq and is a predicted model, not a curated record. Gene Ontology annotation, biological process: transmembrane transport. The transcript is spliced from 11 exons. Gene Ontology annotation, cellular component: membrane. Bases 211 to 1230 code for a protein of 339 amino acids.
UCACAACGUGUUUUUGAUUAAUUUAUAUAUCAACUAUCUGAAAUUCAAUAUCAUUAAACUAGCCAAUGAUUCUGUAGGAUAUAGAAAAGGACUUACCUUCAGUCUCCUCUCUGGAUCUGAUCCAUUGUAUUGUCUUUGUAUCUUGCAUUCUUCAUAGCUUUCCAUUUUUGGCUUCACUGAAUUGUUUGGAAGGAAGAAACAAAAACAGUAAUGGUGUUUUUCAGUUUUAGUGAGAUCAAGAAGAAGGAGACUUUGAUUGGACUUGUGUUGGGACAGAUCCUCUCCCUUCUCUCUACUUCAAUUGGCUUUACAACCUCUGAGCUCGUCAGAAAAGGUAUCAAUGCUCCAACAUCACAGUCGUUCCUAGGUUAUGUGUUACUGGCAAUUGUAUAUGGAAGUAUAAUGCUGUAUCGAAGAUCUGUAAUUAAGGCCAAAUGGUAUUACUAUUUCCUCCUUGCUCUAGUUGAUGUCGAAGGCAACUUUCUUGUGGUAAAGGCAUUUCAGUACACAUCAAUGACAAGUGUCAUGUUACUGGACUGCUGGGCCAUCCCGUGUGUUUUGGUGUUGACUUGGGUUUUUCUAAAGACAAGAUACAGUUUGAUGAAGAUCAGUGGUGUGGCUGUAUGUAUUAUUGGUGUUGUCAUGGUUGUUUUCUCAGACGUACAUGCAGGGGAUCGGGCUGGAGGGAGAAAUCCUGUAAAAGGAGACUUUCUUGUUAUAGCUGCAUCAACCUUGUAUGCUUUCAGUAAUACCAGUGAGGAGUUCCUUGUGAAGAAAGCAGACAGAGUUGAACUCAUGUCCUUUGUGGGCCUUUUCGGCGCAAUCAUUGGUGCAAUUCAGAUAAGCAUAUUUGAACGUGAUGCACUCAAUGCUAUUCACUGGUCAACUGAGGCUGUUUUGCCUUACAUUGGUAUUGCAAUUGGUUUGUUUCUAUUCUACUCUAUUCUCACAGUCUUACUCAAGACCAAUGGUACAGCAAUGUUCACCCUCUCGUUACUCACAUCAGACAUGUGGGCGGUUCUGAUCCGCAUUUUCGCUUACCAUGAGAAGGUUGAUUGGCUCUAUUACUUGGCAUUUGCUACUACAGCUAUUGGACUGAUCAUAUACUCAAUGAAGGAGAACGAUCAGGAGAGUAAAAGAGGUGGAGAAGUGCUAGAUGUUCAGAGAAAGCCGUUCGAUGAGGAAGGUGGUGAUUCACUUCGAGCCAGCCUUGUAGGUGCUUCCACCUGAACACAAAACUUGAGGUUUCAUGUUGUCCAUGUGAGAGACUAGAUUUUUGCUUCCAGCAAGAAGAAAUGAACUUACGAGUGAAGAGAAGUUUGUAAUCGAUAACAAUUGGUAAAACUAUAAAGAGGGGAAAAAUGUUUUACAGAAAUUACUUCAACGGUAAAUGUAUCAACUUCUGUUUAUUCUUUGGUUUA